UUUUUUAUAGAUAAGAUGAUGAAAGAAAGAGGUGUAAUGGUAGUAGAUUUGAUUUUGAUUUUUGUUUGUCCUCCUCCAAGCAGCAAUCGAGAUAUGACAGUAUUGCGAUGUCUGCUGCAUCCAAUUCCUUCAUCUUUUGGUAAACCCCUUCUCACCCUUACUUCCUCUCGUUCUUCACUACAAUCAAGAAUUAAUAUAGCAUUAUCUUCUUCUUGUUCUUCAUUCUCAAGCAAUGUUUCUACUCAUUCCUCCCCUUUUCUUUCUGAGAUACAUGAUGUUUUGAAGGGCUAUCUAUUUGGUCAGAAAAAAGUUACUGAAGUUGCUCAUUUGGUAUGGAAACUUGUGGUUCAAAAGGGUGAUACAGUUGUUGAUGCUACAUGUGGUAAUGGCAAUGAUACCUUAGCGUUGGUCAAACUGGUGAUAGAUGAUUCAUUUAAAGGGUGUGUGUAUGGAAUGGAUGUUCAGGAAGAUGCUAUUAAAAAUACAUCAUGCUUACUUGACCAAUCACUUGAUCCUGGCCAGAGAGAGUGCGUGAAGCUUUUUUCAGUCUGUCACAGUAAAAUGGCGAACGUGCUUCCUACAAAUGUCAGGCUUGUUGCAUUCAAUUUGGGCUACCUUCCUGGUGGUGACAAGGGAAUAAUCACUCAGUCAGCUACAACCCUAUUAGCACUUGAGGCAGCAAAGGAAUUGUUACUUCCUGGAGGAGUUAUCAGCAUAGUUGCUUAUGUUGGUCACCCUGGUGGAAGGGAAGAGUAUGACAUUGUCCAGCGUUUUGCGUCCAAGUUACCGGCAGAAAGAUGGGCAUGUAGCCACAUUGAAAUGCUAAACAAGCCAAUGGCCCCGGUUCUUAUUUUAUUGUUCAAGAGAUGAAUUUCCAAUCAGCAUUGUAAUUUCCGUCAUUUUGAAACCCAGUUAUAAACUAAUAAUCGCCUCAAGGUGAAGCAUGUGUAUUUUGAAAAUGAAUUCUGA
This is a messenger RNA of Amaranthus tricolor (Joseph's coat), 969 nucleotides long. RefSeq lists its product as uncharacterized. The record is from RefSeq and is a predicted model, not a curated record. Bases 16 to 870 code for a protein of 284 amino acids. The transcript is spliced from 6 exons. Lineage: Eukaryota; Viridiplantae; Streptophyta; Magnoliopsida; Caryophyllales; Amaranthaceae.